CGGUGGUGUGGGUCAAAAGAUGGGCAAGUACGCACGAGUGUCCACCGACACGAGCCCGGAGGUCCUGUACCGCUUGCUGACCGAGCAGUGGAAGCUUUCCCCUCCAAACUUACUGAUCUCGGUGACCGGAGGAGCCAAGAACCUAUAUCUGAAGACUCGUCUGAAGAAGACGUUCCACAGAGGUCUCAUCAAAGUGGCCCAGACGACAGGUGCGUGGAUCAUCACCGGCGGCACUCACACCGGAGUCAUGAAGCAUGUCGGCCAAGCGGUGAGGGAUUACGCCCUGAGCAGCUCCAUGCACAGCCAGAUCGUGGCCAUCGGAGUGGCGACGUGGGGAGUGAUCCACAACCGGGAGGCGUUGGUGCAUCCAGAGGGCUGUUUCCCCGCCCACUAUUUAAUGGACACCAAGGGCCAAGGUAGACUCUCCUGUCUCGAUAACAACCAUACCCACUUCCUUCUGGUGGAUGAUGGGACCCACGGGAAUUAUGGGGCGGAGAUCGAAUUACGGAGCCAUCUGGAGAAAUGCAUCUCUGGGAAACGUCUUGAAAUCAAAGAGAGCGACGUGACGAUCCCCCUGGUGUGUGUGGUUCUGGAUGGAGGUCCAGGCACGCUCAAUACCAUCCACAACGCCAUGUUAAACGGCACGCCGUGCGUGAUCUUGGAGGGCUCUGGCAGGAUAGCGGACGUGAUCGCUCAGGUGUCAGGGAUGGACAUUUCCAGGGUCACCAUCAGCCUCAUCCACCGGCUGAUGAAGAAGUUCUUUGGUCAAGAGUAUGAGAACUUCGAAGAGCUUCAGAUUAUAGAGUGGACCAAGAAGAUUCAGGACAUCAUUAGGAAACCUCACUUGCUGACAGUUUUCAGAGUGAGCCAGGACAGUCACGGGGACGUAGAUGUGGCCAUUCUUCAGGCAUUACUCAAAGCUUCGAGGCACAUCGAGUCACUGGGAGUGGAGAGCUGGAAGAGGCAGCUGGAGCUGGCUAUAGGCUGGAACCGAGUGGACAUCGCCGAGACUGAGAUCUUUACUGAAGAGAGCCAGUGGAAGUCCAGCGACCUCCACGGGGCCAUGUUCUCUGCCCUGGUGAGCAACAGGCCCCAGUUUGUGAGUCUGCUGCUGGAGAACGGCGUCAGUCUGUGGGACUUCCUGCAGGACGAGGAAACCCUGUCCAAGCUCUACAAGCAGCUGCCCAGCUGCUUCUUCCUGUCCAAGCUGGCCAAGCGGGUGCGUGACGCCCACCGCACCAAGGGGAAGAAGGCGCUCGGCAUCAGGGCCAGGAUGAGCAGAACCCAGGGAGAAACCAUCUCCCUGACCUGCGUGUCUGACGAGGUGCGCCACCUGCUGGGGAACUUCACCCAGCAUCUGUAUCCUCCCCACGGCCAUGAACACCACAGGUUCAACAUGCCUCUGGACGACUCCCCACAUUCUAUCAAAGAGGACCAAGCCAAAGCGCAGAGGGAUCCGGGUCGGGACCUUUUCCUUUGGGCCGUCGUCCAGAACAACAAGGGACUGGCUGAAAUCGCCUGGGAACAGUGUAGAGACUGCAUGACCGCCGCUCUGGCUGCCAGUAAGAUCCUGAAGACCAUGGCAGAGGAGGGAAGUGACGCAGACGAGGGAGCGGCCAUGCUGCAGCUCGCUGAUCACUACGAGAGACAAGCAAUUGGUGUGUUCAGUGAGUGCCACGUCAAUGACGGGGAGCGGGCCCAGAAGCUCCUGGUCCGUGUGUCGCACUCGUGGGGGAAAACCACGUGUCUGCGGCUGGCGCUGGAGGCCGACGACAAAAACUUUGUAGCUCAGUCGGGUGUUCAGGCUCUUCUGACUCAGAUCUGGUGUGGGGAGCUUUCAGUGGACAACCCGGUGUGGAGAGUGCUGCUCUGCAUGGUCUUCUUCCCUCUCAUCUACACUGGCUUCCUGGUCUUCAGACGGGAUGAGCUUAUCCAUAAAGAUGCAGCCAAAAAUGAGGAGAUGAAGACGGUGGAGUCGGUGACAGGGAACACACUUCGAACUAGCGCUCAUGUCCCCCUGCAGCGACUGAAGCCUCUGGGCCGCUGGGCCAAGCUGGUGUGCCUGUACAAAUCCCCGCAGGUCAAGUUUUAUGGGAAUAUUGUCUUUUAUUUCGCCUUCCUCUUCCUGUUUGCCAUGGUGCUGAUGAUGGACUUCCAGGACACGCCCUCUGCUGGAGAGCUGCUGCUCUACGUCUGGCUCUUCUCUCUGGUUUGUGAGGAAGUCAGACAGCUGUUUCACGACCCGGACGGUUUUGGGUUUCGGAAGAAAGCCAAGAUGUACAUCAAUGAGCUGUGGAACAUUUUAGACGUGCUCUCCAUCAUCGUUUUUUUAAUCGGUCUGGCAUUUAGGCUGACCAGUGGGCUGUUCUACGCCGGAAAAGUCAUCCUCUGCAUCGACUUUGUGGUCUUCUGCCUCCGUCUCAUGGCCAUCUUCACCAUCAGUCGGACUCUGGGACCCAAAAUCAUCAUCGUCAGGAGGAUGAUGAUGGACUUGUUCUUCUUCAUGUUUCUGCUGAGCAUCUGGGUGGUGGCGUACGGCGUGGCCAAGCAGGGGAUACUCAUCCACAACGACAACCGGCUGGACUGGAUUGUCCGCGGCGCGGUUUAUGAGCCGUACCGCAUCAUAUUUGGAGAUUUCCCCACCAACAUCGAUUACGCUGCCUUCGAAAUCGACAGCUGCACCAUGGACGGCACAGAUCCUCUGAAGCCCAAGUGUCCGGUGCUGAAUGAAAAUAAUACGCCCGCCUUCCCUGAGUGGCUCACCAUCAUCAUGCUUUGUGUUUAUUUGCUCUUCGCCAACAUCCUGCUGCUCAACCUGCUGAUAGCGAUUUUCAACUUUACCUUCGAGGAGGUCCAGGACAACACGGACAGGAUCUGGAAGUUUCAAAGAUACGAGCUGAUAAAGGAGUACCACAGUCGUCCGGCGGCCCCUCCGCCCUUCAUCAUCUUCAGUCAUCUCUACCUCUUCAUCAGGGCCGUGGUGCUGCGGAAGCCUUCCAUCGUAUACAGAGAGUUCAAGAACGAGCUGUCUCAGAUCGAGGACGAGGAGCUGCUGUCCUGGGAGGCCCUGAUGAAGGACGUAUACCUGCAGUCUGCGCAGCAGGAGCAGAGCCAGAGCGUGGAGCGGCGCAUCCUGGAUACGGCCCAAAAGGUUACCUCCAUCAACGACCGGCUGGAGAGAGAAGAGGAAACCGUCUCCGCUGCCAUGGCGACCCGACUGGCCCGACUGGAGGAGCAGGUGAUGCAUUCGACCAACGCCCUGCAGUGGAUUAUGGAAAGUCUGAAAUCUCAGGGCUUCUCUGCUAAAGAAACUCAAACUCCUGGCUCAGCCGCAGCUGAUGAGACCUCCGACCCUCUGAGGAGCAUGGCGGAGAAAGAGACGGGCUUCCAUGUGAAAUGCCGUCAGGUUCACUACCCCAACACCAGAGUCACACGCUUCCCUGUGCCUGAGGAGAAAGUGCCUUGGGAGGUCGGUUUCAGCUUAUACAUGCCGUCUGAUGCCUCUGGGGACGGUGACGAACAUGUGGAUGGAUCAGAACCAGAAGCCUUAGAUAAUUACAGGAACCCGGGCGGGCGGACCGGCGUCAGGGGACGAGGUGCGCUCAGCCGCCUGGGCCCGAACCUGAGCGUGGAGGUCGUGCUCACACGCUGGCAGGACAGAGAGAGGUUUGUUCUGGAGUACUUGGCAGUUUGGGACGACGCCCGACGAACUCUGGAAAUACCUGAAGGAUGGGUCGACGCUGCCCAUCAGCUACCAACCACUCUGAAGAGGACCAUGGGAGAGAAGCUGUAUGAGAAAAUAAAUGCACUGGCACUAGAGGGAACAAAGGUGUUUGAGGGCUAUGUGGACGACUGCAGGAACACAGAUAACGCCUGGGUGGAAGCAUUAGUCCUAAACAUUCAUCUGUCCAGAACAAGCGAGCUGUUGAUGGACAUCAACAACAUGGUGCUGAGCAGCCAUGGCGCUCUGCAGUGGCAGGAGGUGAGCGGUAAAGCCCGACUCAGCUCAAACCAAAGAGAGUCGCUGCGAAAGGUCGCCGCUUUGCACAACUCGAAGUUCUGACGUUCAAGCGCCACGGCAGCUGUGAACGUGACUCCCAGUCCACAGGUCGACCCGUCUCUGUGGCCUUUAGUCGACGCUCAUGGAGAUGAACUCGAAUGCACUGGAAUCAAUGAUUAAAACAGACUGAAGACACUGUGAAGCCAGUGUGCCUGUAGAUGCACUGAAUGAUUACACCAGAUCACACGUGAUCCUUUAAUCAUCCUCAGAGGCGCUUCUGUUACAAUCAAAAGCCAUUUAAUGGAAAAAUAGAUAUAAAUAAUGUAGAUACCCCAGCUCCUAACUCCAUGAUUCAAAUGUGGGAACCAGGGAAUUGAAGUAGCAAACACAUAGUUGCCUUGCACGAACCACACAGGGACGAAAAUGCAAUGAUCAUAAAAAAAAGACAUAUAUUUGUAACACAUGACCUGUGUGUAGAGUCUGAUAGAAAUCUUAUGGUCAAAGGAAGGAAGGAUUUCAUACAUCUGUUUUUUAUUUGUUGGAGAAAGGCAUGGAAUUCCUGACUGGUAACGUGGCCGGGAUUACCCGUGGAUCAGUGGAUGGAGCAGGUCAGCUUCUAAUCCAGAGGUUGACCGUUCAAUCCCCUGUACAUAUGUCAAGGUGUCCUUGGGCAAUCGCCUUGCAUGGCCGCCAUCACCUGUGAAGUGUGUGUGCAGAUGCUGUGGGAAUGGGUAAAUGUGAUGGCUCAUGUAAAAAUACACUGCUGUUAGGGUAAAAAUGGGCUGAAACCACCACGUUUUCAUUUUCAUGAAAUACACUGAAUAUCCACAUCACUGUAAAAACUGCUGAAUGUUAAUGUAGAAAACAGAACAAACUUAUAUUUACGUCAUAUAUUUAUGAUAAAACAGGAUAAAAAACUGCAAAGUGGUCUUAAAUAACUGGAGGCAUAUAAUAAUAAUAAUAAUAGAUAAAGUAUUCACAAGACAAUGCAUUCCUGGAAUUAUAAGAGAAAUAAACCAAUACUUGACAUGAAUGUAAUGAUGCACAGUUGUGACCAGAAUC
Messenger RNA from Salarias fasciatus (jewelled blenny), 5062 nucleotides. RefSeq names its product transient receptor potential cation channel subfamily M member 2-like. Bases 20 to 4063 code for a protein of 1347 amino acids. Gene Ontology annotation, molecular function: ligand-gated calcium channel activity. Gene Ontology annotation, cellular component: plasma membrane. Lineage: Eukaryota; Metazoa; Chordata; Actinopteri; Blenniiformes; Blenniidae. The record is from RefSeq and is a predicted model, not a curated record. The transcript is spliced from 31 exons. Gene Ontology annotation, biological process: calcium ion transmembrane transport.